CGUCGUCGUUCUUUCGCAGUCUUCGCAGGUCAUCAAAAAAUUAGCUCAGCUCAGCUGCUUUUGUGCGGUGUGACCUCUCCUGUUCGUUGUCUGCUCGGUGACUGUCCGUUUUGUGUUGAAAUUUUGUUUCAAAUCGAGCGGCUGGCUUAUCACAACUCAUCGUCGUCGGAAGCCACAGAAAAGUCUCUCCCUCUGGUACUGCUGCCCCCGGCAGACUAUGGUCAGUCUGAUUAGGAACUUUGGUUCAAACACGGGAGGUCGCUUUUUCGAGGAUUCGUCUGUUGCUGUUUCCGGAAUCGCCAGCGGUAGGAUGGAGGACGGCCAGCUGGACCCGAUACUGGCCACCGAGGAUGACGACGGCUUCCGGCCGCUCAAAACGGUGCCGGCUUUUAGCUUCCACCUGCUGAUUUCGACCUGCAUCUCGCUGACCGGGGUCAUCCUGGCGGCCACCUGGCAGGACAGUUGCCGCUGCGAAGCGUACUUCAUAAUGCUGUAUAUGCGGGCCGCCUUCUGGUUGAUUACUUUCCUCAUCGACCACUACGUCAAGCGCCACCACGAGAAGCUCCGGCUGGACGGGUACCACGACUUCCACCGGGCCACCACCGGCCACCGGGCCGUCCCGCUGCAGAUCGUUUCCCUGUGGAACACGUUCCUGCUAGCGGUGCAAGCCCUCAUCCAGCACUACUACGGCGAUUCGUUCGCGGAAAAGUGCGUCGUCGUGGGUUUCCUCUCGCCGAUCGUGUACAUCACGAUGUUCUGCUCGCUGGAAACGUUCGUGCUGGCCCUGGUCAACGGGUCGUACAUCGGCAAGGUGGUGCGCUUCAACCGGACAGCGGCCCCGCCGGACGCCCUGCAGGGCAGCCGUGGCCACAGCAGCGGAUCGUUGGGACUAACGCAGCGUGGACUGAGCACGACCGAACUGCUCGAGAAGCAGGCCGAUCUGAUCAACUAUCUGAAGGACCACAACCUGAAGCUGAACCAGAAGAUUAUGCAGAUGAAUGCCGCCGUCCGGACGGUCACGUACCCGGGUUAAGCUGGGGGUGAUUCCGUAAGGUAGGUCCGGUUGGUUCCCUUUUUUUCAUGUCAGUGACGAUUCAACAAUGCCUUUCAUUUUGAUUAGAUGAGUAAAAUCAUUGGACUGAUCGUUUCAUAAGUUGUAAUUUGGCCAUUCGAGAGUUGUUUAAAGGUGUCAAUCGGCAAUUAUUGAAAAGAAUUUAGUAGAUUAGUAGUUAGAACUCCAGGGUUAACAGGAUGGAGAUGCCCUCUCGGAUGAGACGUUAACAAGGCUCAGGCCCAGAGUAACGGAAUGAACAAAAGAAAAAAAGCAAAUAUUUUUUGUUUACGAACAAUAAAAGCAGUUGGUUUCAGUGUCUGUACAUAAAAAUUGCAAAGCAUACAAA
Messenger RNA from Culex pipiens pallens (northern house mosquito), 1400 nucleotides. Its product is annotated as transmembrane protein 192-like. Gene Ontology annotation, cellular component: lysosomal membrane; late endosome. The record is from RefSeq and is a predicted model, not a curated record. The transcript is spliced from 5 exons. The coding region runs from base 218 to 1033 and encodes 271 amino acids. NCBI's taxonomy places the organism in Eukaryota, Metazoa, Arthropoda, Insecta, Diptera, Culicidae.